AUGAAGUUCCUAAUUGUUGUUGCCGCCCUUCUGGGUGUCGCGGCGGCUGCCCCGUCGAUUUCCAUCCGAGACGGCGGCUCCAAUGUCACCAUUGUUCAUCCCGGCACUGUUCAAGAUAUGAAGGUGACCAAGGAAAACACCCUCAACGGCACAUAUCACGGGGCUCAGACACAGAUUGUCGCGCCGGCCGACAUCUCUGAACGUUCGGGAAGCUCAAUCCCCCUUGAAUUUGUCAACAACUUUCUCGGGAAAGCCGUCAACGCAUACCUCGUCGGCCUCGACCCCGCAGAAGCGCGUCGUCUUCGUCCGCCAAGACGGCACCCUUGUCUACCCCAGCUCCGGCGGCUCCGGCGUGCCCGUGGCCGUCACGGAGUCGAUCAAUAUCCCCCUCCCCGGCAAGGGCCGGACGCUGUCCAUGACGCUGCCCAUCGCGCUCGAGUCCGGCCGUCCGCGUGCUCUCCCCGAAUGACUACGCGGUCGUCGACCCGCAGGGCUUUGCAACAUACUGGGACGACCACGUCGACCGCGUCUGGGCGCGCGGGCCGUUUGCGAACCGCAGCAACGGCGUGCACCCUCGCGGCGGUCGCGCGCAUCUGUGCCGCCCUCAUCCGCUCGACGCUGCUGCUCCCCGACGGCGACGUGCAGCCCGGCCCGGCGGCCGGCGAGUACUACAAGACGGACCCGACGGAUCAUUACAGCCGGCUGGUGCACGAGCGCGAGAUGGACGGCCGCGGAUACGCGUUCCCGUACGACGACGUCAAUCCGGGCAACGAGAACGCGUCGGGCACCGUCUCGUCGGGAAGUCCCAAAACGCUGACGGUCUACGUCGGAGGCUACUCUGCAUCAAGCUCCGGCGACGACGGCAUGUAA
Messenger RNA from Cordyceps fumosorosea ARSEF 2679, 870 nucleotides. RefSeq lists its product as hypothetical. Bases 1 to 870 code for a protein of 289 amino acids. NCBI's taxonomy places the organism in Eukaryota, Fungi, Ascomycota, Sordariomycetes, Hypocreales, Cordycipitaceae. The transcript has 3 exons. The record is from RefSeq and is a predicted model, not a curated record.